GAGAGAGCGGCAAAGCGUUUGGUCUUGUUUUCGUACCCACCGAGGACACUCAGAGAGUAUCGAUAGAUAUCAUAUCAUACACGCAACGCAAGAGAGAGGGGAGGGAGAGAGAGAGCGUUUUGUGGUGGUGGCCGGUGUGGAGAGAGCUACCAAGGCAGCUGAGCUUUCUACAUCAGUCUCGCCGUCCCUACAAAAGCAUACAAAAUCAAUUUCAUUGCUUCCUUACCCAUCUAUAUAUAUAUAUAUAUUUAUAUAUCUGAAUGUUAAUGAGUAUUGCAUCGACAUCUUCCUAUUUCGCUCUCUCAGAUUUCUGAACCCUUGUUCUGCUUUUAACCUUUUUUUUCUCUCUGAUUGGGUCGUUCAUGGCUUCUUCAAUGUCGAAUACUAACGGGUAUGCCACAUUCGUCAGCGAAAACGAAAUGGGUAAACGUGAGAAGAUCAUUAUCGAUACAGAUCCUGGUAUUGAUGAUAGCAUGGCUAUCUUCAUGGCCUUUCAAAGCCCACAGCUGGAGGUCUUAGGUUUAACCACAAUAUUUGGUAAUGUUAGUAUAGAAGGUGCCACUCGCAAUGCACUGCUUCUGUGUGAGAUCGCAGGAUAUCCAGGUGUUCCCGUGGCAGAGGGUAGCCCUGAGCCUCUGAAGGGGGGAAAACCACUUGUUGCAGACUUUGUUCAUGGUGCAAAUGGAUUGGGGAACACAAAUUUACCUCCUCCAAAAUCCAAGAAAAUUGAGAAGACGGCAUCAGAAUUUUUGGUGGAUAUGGUUUCUGAAUAUCCUGGUGAAGUUUCCAUACUUGCACUGGGGCCGUUGACAAAUUUGGCUAAGGCUGUUAAAAGGGACUCAUCCUUUGCAAGCAAGGUGAAAAAAGUUGUCAUCCUUGGUGGAUCUUUCUUUGCAUUGGGAAAUGUCAAUCCUGCUGCUGAAGCAAAUAUCUAUGGGGAUCCAGAAGCAGCAGAUGUUGUGUUUACAUCUGGGGCAAAUAUUGUUGUUGUUGGCAUAAACAUAACAACUCAAGUCAAAUUGACAGAUGCUGACCUUGAUGAAUUGAGGCUGUCUCAGGGAAGACACGUUCAAUUAAUCAGCAAAAUGUGCAAAUUCUACAGAGAUUGGCAUGUUGCAUCUGACGGAGUCCAUGGGAUUUUCCUUCAUGACCCAGUCAGUUUUGUGGCACUGGUUCGGCCAGAUCUCUUUACGUACAAGAAAGGGGUUGUGCGAGUUGAGACACAAGGGAUAUGUCUGGGGCAUACACUGAUGGACCAAGGACUAAAAAUAUGGAAUUCAAGCAAUCCAUGGACAGGCUAUUCCCCUGUUUCAGUUGCAUGGACGGUUAAUGUGGAUGAAGUUCAUAAUUAUAUUAAGAAUCUGUUGACCAAACCGUGAAAUCUUUGCAAGUUGUGCUCUACACGCCAUGAAGAUGUCGAAAACUUUGAAAAUGUUGUGUUGUCUUUGGUUUCUUCUUGAAGAGCCUUUGGUGAUUUCUUUAGUUCUUUGUUGGUAAAACCCAAAAUUUUGGGAGCAACGGGUUAAUAAUUUGAUGGUCUCCUAUUGCUAAAAAUUUGCUGUAAUUUAUGAAGUAUGUAAACACGGUAGUUAUAUAUGGGUUAUUCAAUCUAGUUAAAAAUUUCAAAUUUCA
Messenger RNA from Camellia sinensis, 1632 nucleotides. Lineage: Eukaryota; Viridiplantae; Streptophyta; Magnoliopsida; Ericales; Theaceae. The record is from RefSeq and is a predicted model, not a curated record.